Molecule: messenger RNA, 5559 nt
Organism: Chinchilla lanigera (long-tailed chinchilla)
Lineage: Eukaryota; Metazoa; Chordata; Mammalia; Rodentia; Chinchillidae
Gene: Zmynd8
Product: zinc finger, MYND-type containing 8
Exons: 25
Coding region: 439-4083 (1214 amino acids)
Biological process (GO): regulation of DNA-templated transcription
Molecular function (GO): protein binding
Source: RefSeq, a predicted model, not a curated record
CAGCGGUGGGGGAGGGGGCCGGGAGGGGAAGGGAAGUUUGUAGAUGGAGGCAUGUGGCCUGCUAGGAGCGCAUUUGGCUUUUCUUAGGGAUGGCUCUUGCUCACCCGAGCCUCACAAAGAUAAUCGCUCAGGAAGUGUUUCAGCCAAUCCGGCGCGGCUUUACACUCCGAUUUGCCGGGGCAGCCAAUCGGGGAUGAGCUUUCAUUAGGCGGCCAGAUCAUCAGCCGAAGUGCCAAACCCUUUUUCUGUGAGAACUAGGAGCCUGUCCUCCAUGUUUUAUAAGUAUUGACAUUACACAGUGUUAACAAUGCAUCCACAGAGUCCCAAAUCUGCCAGCCUGUUCUCUCUUCCUAACUGUGGAAAAAUGAGACGGUUGCUUGAACAUUGGUUGGCUUGGCUGAAGAGGAAAUAAAAACAGAACAGGAGGUGGUAGAGGGCAUGGAUAUCUCUACUCGCUCCAAAGAUCCUGGCUCUGCAGAGAGAACGGCCCAGAAAAGAAAGUUCCCUAGCCCUCCACAUUCUUCCAAUGGCCACUCGCCUCAGGACACAUCCACAAGCCCCAUUAAAAAGAAAAAGAAACCCGGCUUACUGAACAGUAACAGUAAGGAGCAGUCAGAACUAAGACAUGGUCCGUUUUACUAUAUGAAGCAGCCACUCACCACAGACCCUGUUGAUGUUGUACCGCAGGAUGGACGGAAUGAUUUCUACUGCUGGGUUUGUCACCGGGAAGGCCAAGUCCUUUGCUGUGAGCUCUGUCCCCGGGUUUAUCACGCUAAGUGUCUGAGACUGACAUCGGAACCAGAGGGGGACUGGUUUUGUCCUGAAUGUGAGAAGAUUACAGUAGCAGAAUGCAUCGAGACCCAGAGCAAAGCCAUGACCAUGCUGACCAUUGAGCAACUGUCCUACCUGCUCAAGUUUGCCAUUCAGAAGAUGAAGCAGCCAGGGACAGAUGCCUUCCAGAAGCCCGUUCCAUUGGAACAGCAUCCUGACUAUGCCGAGUAUAUUUUCCAUCCCAUGGAUCUUUGUACAUUGGAAAAGAAUGCUAAAAAGAAAAUGUAUGGCUGCACCGAAGCCUUCCUGGCCGAUGCAAAGUGGAUUUUGCACAACUGCAUCAUUUAUAAUGGGGGAAAUCACAAAUUGACGCAAAUAGCGAAAGUAGUCAUCAAAAUCUGUGAACACGAGAUGAACGAAAUCGAAGUAUGUCCAGAAUGUUAUCUAGCUGCUUGCCAAAAACGAGAUAACUGGUUUUGUGAACCUUGUAGCAAUCCACAUCCUUUGGUCUGGGCAAAACUGAAGGGCUUUCCAUUCUGGCCUGCAAAAGCUCUGAGGGAUAAAGACGGGCAGGUCGAUGCCCGUUUCUUUGGACAACACGACAGAGCCUGGGUUCCAAUAAAUAAUUGCUACCUCAUGUCUAAAGAAAUUCCCUUUUCUGUGAAAAAGACAAAAAGCAUCUUCAACAGUGCCAUGCAAGAGAUGGAAGUUUACGUGGACAACAUCCGCCGGAAGUUUGGGGUUUUUAAUUAUUCCCCGUUCAGGACACCGUACACGCCCAACAGCCAGUACCAAAUGCUGCUCGAUCCGUCUAACCCCAGCGCCGGCACUGCCAAGAUCGACAAGCAGGAGAAGGUGAAGCUCAACUUCGACAUGACGGCGUCCCCCAAGAUCCUGAUGAGCAAGCCCAUGCUGAGCGGGGGCGCGGGCCGCCGGAUCUCCUUGUCGGACAUGCCGCGCUCGCCCAUGAGCACGAACUCUUCCGUGCACACGGGCUCCGACGUGGAGCAGGACGCAGACAAGAAGGCCACGUCCAGCCACUUCAGCGCCAGCGAGGAGUCCAUGGACUUCCUGGAGAAGAGCACAGCUUCGCCAGCUUCCACAAAGACGGGACAAGCAGGGAGCCUGUCCGGCAGCCCGAAACCUUUCUCUCCGCAAGCAUCCGCACCAAUCAUGACGAAGACGGACAAAAUGUCUACCACCGGAAGCAUCCUGAAUCUUAACCUGGAUCGCAGCAAAGCCGAGAUGGACUUGAAGGAGCUCAGCGAGUCGGUCCAGCAGCAGUCGGCCCCGGUUCCUCUCAUCUCUCCCAAGCGGCAGAUUCGCAGCAGGUUCCAGCUGAAUCUGGACAAGACAAUAGAGAGUUGCAAAGCACAGCUAGGCAUCGAUGAAAUCUCGGAAGAUGUCUAUACGGCCGUAGAGCACAGCGAUUCAGAGGAUUCCGAGAAGUCAGAUAGUAGCGAUAGUGAGUAUAUCAGUGACGAUGAGCAGAAAACCAAGAACGAACCGGAAGACCCAGAGGACAAAGAGGGUAAUCGGAUGGACAAAGAGCCAUCCGCUGUCAAAAAAAAGCCCAAGCCUGCAAACCCAGUUGAGGUCAAAGAGGAGCUGAAAAGCACUUCGCCAGUCAGCGAGAAGGCAGACCCAGGGCCAGUCAAGGACAAGGCCAGCCCUGAGCCCGAGAAGGACUUUGCAGAGAAAGCGAAGCCAUCACCUCAUCCCACGAAGGAUAAGCUGAAAGGCAAAGACGAGAUGGAUUCCCCAACAGUACAUUUGGGCCUGGACUCCGAUUCAGAGAGCGAACUUGUCAUAGAUUUAGGAGAAGACCAUUCUGGGCGGGAGGGUCGAAAAAAUAAGAAGGAACCCAAAGAGCCAUCUCCCAAGCAGGACGUUGUAGGUAAAGCGACACCGUCCACCACGGCAGCAGGCAGCCAGUCUCCCCCCGAAACGCCGGUGCUCACUCGCUCUGCCGCCCAAACCCCUGCAGCCGGCGUCCCAGCCACCACCAGCGCGACGUCCACCGUCACGGUCACGGCGCCGGCCACCGCUGCCACGGGGAGCCCGGUGAAAAAGCAGAGGCCGCUUUUACCGAAGGAGACCGCCCCGGCUGUGCAGCGGGUCGUGUGGAACUCAUCAAGUAAGUUUCAAACGUCCUCCCAAAAGUGGCACAUGCAGAAGAUCCAGCGCCAGCAGCAGCAGCAGCACAGCCAGCAGCAGCAGCCUCAGUCUUCCCAGGGGACGAGAUAUCAGACCAGACAGGCCGUGAAAGCUGUCCAGCAGAAAGAGGUCACACAGAGCCCAUCCACAUCCACCAUCACCCUGGUGACCAGCACACAGCCGUCACCCCUGAUCAGCAGCACCGGAGCCAGCAGCACCCUUGCAUCUUCGAUCAGCGCCGACUUGCCUAUCGCCACGGCCUCCGCUGAUGUUGCUGCAGACAUCGCCAAGUACACUAGCAAAAUGAUGGAUGCGAUAAAAGGAACGAUGACAGAAAUAUAUAACGAUCUUUCCAAAAACACUACUGGAAGCACAAUCGCGGAGAUCCGCAGGCUGAGGAUUGAGAUUGAGAAGCUGCAGUGGCUGCACCAGCAGGAGCUGUCCGAGAUGAAACACAACUUGGAGCUGACCAUGGCUGAGAUGCGGCAGAGCCUGGAACAGGAGCGGGACCGGCUCAUUGCCGAGGUGAAGAAGCAGCUGGAACUUGAGAAGCAGCAGGCGGUGGACGAGACCAAGAAGAAGCAGUGGUGUGCAAACUGCAAGAAGGAGGCCAUCUUCUACUGCUGCUGGAACACCAGCUACUGUGACUACCCCUGCCAGCAGGCCCACUGGCCCGAGCACAUGAAGUCCUGCACCCAGUCAGCUACUGCCCCUCAGCAGGAAGCAGAUGCCGAGGUAAAUGCGGAAACAGUAAACAAGCCUUCUCAGGGGAGCUCCUCCAGCGCCCCGGCAGCCCCUGCGGACACGGCCAGCGCCACCAAAGAGAAGGAGCCAUCAACUGAGAAAAGCAAGGACAGUGGCUCGACCCUAGACCUUUCAGGCUCCAGAGAGACGCCCUCCUCCAUUCUCUUAGGCUCCAACCAAGGCUCUGUUAGCAAAAGGUGUGACAAGCAACCUGCCUAUGCCCCAACCACCACAGACCACCAGCCGCACCCCAACUACCCCGCCCAGAAGUACCAUUCCCGGAGCAGCAAGUCCAGCGCCUGGAGCAGCAGCGAGGAGAAGCGCGGGUCAGGCCGCACCGAGCACAGCGGCGCGGCCAGUGCCAAGAGCCUCCUCCCCAAAGAGUCUCGGCUGGACACCUUCUGGGACUAGGGGCAGUUGGUGCCCCAGGCCACCCAUGCCCCGGGGAAGCCACUCGGACCCCAGGAGAAGGGGACGGCAGAGCCAGAGCGGCCAGCGGAGACUUGAGAAAUGGGAACGCAGCCUCGGCCGGCGCGCUCGGCACCGGGCACCCACACUACACGACGUCCGGCAUCGCCUUGCUGAGACCGUUCGACCACUUGAGCCCUAAGCUUUAGGUGUAAAUAAUGUACAAUUGUGGAUGUCACUGAACCUAGAGUACCUUUCCUUUUUAUAUUUGUAUUGACUUUAACUUAUACAAAAAAAGAAGAAGAAAAACAAGCUAAAAAAAAACCCCAACAACAAAAAAGAAUGUUUUGGUGUUGGGAAGAGGGAUGCCCAGGGGUCCCCAGUGGUUGGGGCUGGGCCCAGGGAUUGGUGUCACAUACGGGACCUGGUCCUUGGAUCUGCGGGGGAGCUGAGCUGGUGUCCCCCAGCAGCGUGGCAGAGUCAGGAGUCCGAACACUGACCACGCCAAGCCAUCGGCCCCUCGCUGCCCUCUGUUACUAUGUUGCAGACGGGGCCCUGCAGGCCAGAGGGAUGCAUAGAAGGACGCGUCCUUUUGUGGAUUUAAAUGAUGACUCCUAAAAGGGAAAAACAACCACCUCGUUUACAGAAGCUACACAGAAACAAGCCCCGCUCAGCUAGAUCGCAGAAUGGGAGAUGGUAGGAAAGUGUUAGGGUCAUAAACUUGGCAACAAAGAAAAAUCUGUUUUCUUUGCUUUAUGGUUUCUUUAACCACGCCCACACACCCUUGAUAGGCUUUCUCCUCGGAGGCAGGAAGGCCGAGGCAGAACACACGCAGGGUCAUGUGCGUCUGGAUGGAGCAUGUAGGUAUUAUUUCCAGAUGCAGUUCAACGUUUUUAUGUAAGCAUGAAGCAGAGGCAGUAUGAGAGAAGGCAAGAGCCAUGCUGUCUGUUACACUACGUAUGCUGUAGUAUCAUUUUGUAUGUUGUGUAAAACAAAAGGCAUUGAUCAGAAGCAAAAGGUGAUGUAUGUAUAUGAGAAAAUUAAUUGUAUGAUAUCAUUCCAGUACAUUUUGUUGUACAUUUCAGUCUCAUUUACUUUCUCUUCAUUGUUAAUAAGAGGAUGCGAACUGUACAGUUUCCAGCUAGUUACCCAUAUUAGAAAAGAAAUAAGAAGAGCUACUAGAAGAAAACAAGAGAAAGAACAUUUGUGAAUUGCAGUUGUCAAAAAAGAAAAAAAAAAUAGCCUAGCUGGCCUUAUUUGUGAAGCAUAAUUGCUUUUAGCAUAUGGAAGUAUUUUUUCACAUUUUCUUUGUAUAAAAUUUGUAUUAAACUUAAAUAUCUUUUUUGACGAUUGUGUUUCUUUGUGACUGAGCCAGUGGACUCACACGGUAUGGUCUUUUGGGUUCUCCUCUCCCGUCCUCCCCUCCCAGUUUUUUCAGGUUCUUCGCCUUUUUUUAAUUAAACUGUUUUGGCAAAAUGG